Messenger RNA from Lodderomyces beijingensis, 1404 nucleotides. Lineage: Eukaryota; Fungi; Ascomycota; Pichiomycetes; Serinales; Debaryomycetaceae. The record is from the annotation of a GenBank genome assembly.
AUGAACAUUUUAGUGAUUUUGCUCACGGUUGCCUGGGCAAUUGCAACCCCACCGCUACAACAAUCACCAUUCAGCCUCGAUUCCAACUUGCCUCCGCUCUACACUUUAAAAUCACAACCAAUCAACCAACUAGGUCUAGAAAACCCCAAACUCAAACAAGAAGCAGGAUUCCUCACAACACCAACCAACGAAAACCUAUUCUACUGGUUUUUUGAAAGUCGCAAUAACCCGCAAGUUGACCCGCUCAUACUAUGGCUCACGGGCGGACCAGGAUGCUCAUCAAGCUACGGCUUGUUCUUCGAGCUUGGUCCCAGCUCAAUCACCACCUCCAAUUCCACCACCACCCCCGGGAAACUCGAACCGCGGUAUAAUCCAUAUUCAUGGAACUCAAACGCCUCGAUUAUAUUUCUUGAUCAACCAACAUACACGGGGUUUUCGCACGGUGGUAUACCUGCACUAAACACCGACGCAGCAGCCGAGCUCAUUUACCACUUUUUGCAAGCAUGGUUUGAGCAAAAUCCAGAUUUCCAAAACCGAGACUUUCACAUUGCGGGCGAGUCCUAUGCUGGUCACUACAUCCCACGCCUAGCCCACGUCAUCACAAAUAAACAACAACAACAACAACAACCGAGAUUCAAAUUGACAUCGGUGUUGAUCGGGAACGGGAUUAUCGAUCCGUUGAUCCAGAUUGGCGCAUACAUCCCCAUGGCAUGCGGCCAAGGUGGAUUUGCGCCCUUGUUGAACGAGUCCGAUUGCGCUGCCAUGGAAGCAAAAUACCACCAGUUCCAAAAAUUUGACCGCGCAUGCUAUUUGUUGCAGGACUGGGCCUCGUGCGUCGUGGCUCGCCAAUUGGGCAAACAAGUGGGCGAACCAUUCAACAAGCUAGGCUUGAACCCCUAUGAUAUCCGCAAGAAUUGCGUCGCCAACACCAGCGACUGCUACGCCGAGUCUCAACCUAUCGACGUGUAUUUGAACCAGCACCAAAUUAAAAAACGCCUCGAUAUACCUCCCGGUGUCGACUUCCAAAUGUGUAGAGACGACGUGGCGAUCCCGUUUGAAAUCUGGGGCGACAAUAUGCGCCCUUCGCAACAGUACGUGCGGCAGCUUUUGCAACUGGAUAUACCGGUGUUGAUAUACUCGGGUGACAAGGACUUUGUCUGUGGAUGGGUUGGAUUACUUCAAGUGUGCAAUGAGUUGCACUAUGGUGAGUUUGCUCAUGCGGAGACACGCCCCUGGCGAAUUGGCGCUGAGGCAGUGGGACAAGUUAAGAAUUUUGACAAGUUGACCUUUGUGCGUGUUUUCGACGCGGGGCAUAUGGUUCCUUUCGACCAGCCUCGCGCUGCGUUGGACUUGGUAAAUCGCUGGAUCGCAGGCGAUUAUGCCUUGCAAUCAGUAGAUGUAUAG